Messenger RNA from Dichomitus squalens LYAD-421 SS1, 2076 nucleotides. RefSeq lists its product as uncharacterized. Bases 1 to 2076 code for a protein of 691 amino acids. The transcript has 3 exons. The record is from RefSeq and is a predicted model, not a curated record. NCBI's taxonomy places the organism in Eukaryota, Fungi, Basidiomycota, Agaricomycetes, Polyporales, Polyporaceae.
AUGACUGAUGAUCCAACAGCGCCGUUGGUGUGUCAGGCUUGGGAGGCCAAAGUGGCUAGCCGCGGGGUGCUAGAUGGGUUCGUGUUCACCUCACCAAACAUGGAGUUCGUUCCCGAGUACCCUGUGUUUCGGGAGGUCAUCACUACAUACGAGGAUGGCCGAUGGGGUGUGCACGAAUACUCACGAUGGCCCCAGCCUUAUGUGGAAGGCAUGCACCACAUCGCCUGUAUCCCACGCCAGCCAAACCUCCCACAUCUGCCCCGAGUGUUGUUCAAGUCUCUCUACCCGAAGCACGACUGGGCCGAGAGAACCGAGUGUCACGGACGUCUAGGCUUCAUCAGCAAGGCCACCCGCGCUGCGUUGUCUGAAUGUGCGCGUGUCGCCAUCGAACGAUUCCAGUCCAUGGCAGCGGUCCGUAGCGACAUACGUCGCUACGGAAAUUUCCUAGUAAUGAUGCUCCGCCAGGUGGUAGACAGGAUGAACUACGUGGCCUCACACCCUCGGACGGCGAUUGCUGUCGCCGCACACGUGCAGCGCAUAUGUCUGGAGUUAGCAGGCCUGAAGACUUACGCGGAGGAGGUGGCACCUCGCCUGGAGGACACGAAGGAUUGGAGCACCUCUCGGUUGCCAGUCCUAGGCGGCUUUGUGCGCGACCUACCUGAUGCCCAAACUUGGUGCCGUGUCGGGCUACCCGUGUGGCUUAUUCAACCUAUCAGCCCGGACCUCGUGGUAUGGCAGGCUGUGGAUACGGAAGGCUUACCCGGCGACAUGUCGAAGUCUCCAUGCAGCCCUCCAAUCUUGCACAAGGCGGGCACUUUCGUUGGGGCCCCCAACGUUACGGGGAAUUGGCUCACGGGGAUGUUGAUGUCGGUGUCCAAACACGUUGGUGGGUGUCAUCUGGAUGGGCUGCACCUCGCCGCCGUACCACACCUCCCUGAUGGGCCUCCUGACAACAAACGAGCUCGCGUGGAGAGCAAGAACGACAAGCCUUUGACCAUGCGGCCGGCUAUCAGCGCGGACGAUGGGUCGACGUCCAAGAAGAAGAAGACUCGCAGAGGGCGCAAGAUAUCCAAGGGCAUGAAAGAGGAGGCGCCGAACGCGAAGGAGGCCUCUGCGGAGUCGAGUGGCGCCUCCUAUCCAUCAUCUGCCGUCCCGAAGCCCUGGGUCCUUGCCUUGAGCGCGACCUCCCCGCUGAAGGAGAUGCCGAACUCGGCGUUGUACUUCUACCCGCCUCCCUUCCUACUCGAUACGAUUUCGUCAGUGGCCGGCCUGUUUCCAAACUGCCCACACCCUGAUCGCGCACGCAUUGACGAAAAAGCCCACCGCUACCUUCACAACCUGGCCCGGAUCCGGGAGUUUUGCCGCACACGCCUCUUUGACGAAUCCAUGGGCAACCGACCGCUAUCGAUCGGCGAGUGGCGUUCAGCCCUGUUUGGAGACUAUGCACCGAGGACGCACCGCCCGAAAGGCCCAGAAACGAGUGAGGUGCGCCGGGAGAUCCGUCGUCAAAACGAACGCAACGAGAUCAGCGCCCUCUUCCACCAAGUGGGCCACAUAGAGUCGUAUACCCCCGACAUAUGCGUUGCCCUCAGGGGCAUGACAGUCGACGUCGAAUCUAUUGCCGUGAACCCGGAGAUCAGAGCCACCCUACUUUGGGAGGCUCACGAGCUCAACUUCCGUGCGGACAUCUGCGCCCUCGAUCGUCUCCAAGUGGACACCUCGAACUGGUCCGAUCGUUUCCAAUGGGAGCGCGAGAUGCUCCUUUCUGGAAUCUGGGGCGAGCCAUCGUCAGGGGUCUCGGUUUUGCCAUCUUUAGAUUCUGUUAGGGAAUUCUGCUGGUAUGCGCCACCGGACGAGCGUUGGCGCAGCUGCCGCCGUUAUCUGCUCGCCUUCAUCCAAGUCCUCUGUCGUUGGCGUGGCUGUCCUGAAGUGCUGCUAGAAGCACGGAGGUCUUCGGGGGAGAUGCUAGCAGCACAAUAUGUCCAGCUCCAACAAUGUGCGGCGGACUUCUACGUGCGCUCUUUCAUUCGUGACUUUGCCCGGUUGCCUGUCCCGCCCAUCCCUUACCCGUUGUAG